Messenger RNA from Magnusiomyces paraingens, 1626 nucleotides. RefSeq lists its product as uncharacterized. NCBI's taxonomy places the organism in Eukaryota, Fungi, Ascomycota, Dipodascomycetes, Dipodascales, Dipodascaceae. Gene Ontology annotation, biological process: endoplasmic reticulum to Golgi vesicle-mediated transport; retrograde vesicle-mediated transport, Golgi to endoplasmic reticulum; Golgi localization. Gene Ontology annotation, cellular component: cytosol; COPI vesicle coat. The transcript has 2 exons. The record is from RefSeq and is a predicted model, not a curated record. Bases 1 to 1626 code for a protein of 541 amino acids.
AUGGUUGUUCUUGCUGCUUCUAUAUGCACCCGUGGUGGUAAAACAAUCCUUUCUCGUCAAUUCAGAGAUCUUCCUAAAGACCGUGUUGCCGCUCUUCUUGCAACAUUUCCCAAACUCAUUAACACAGGCACUCAACACACCACGGUUGAAGAUGACAAUGUGAGAUAUGUUUACCAGCCCAUUGAGGAGCUUUAUAUUGUCCUUAUCACAAACCUCCAGUCAAACAUUCUCCAGGACAUUGACACCUUACGCUUGCUUUCAUCCAUCGUCACUUCUAUUGUUCGGUCAGUUGAUGAGCGCGACGUUUUGGCCAACUGCUUUGAGAUUCUUUCUGCCUUUGAUGAGGUUUUGUCUCUUGGUUACCGCGAGAACCUUACCCUGUCCCAAGUUACCACCUUCCUUGAGAUGGAGAGUCAUGAAGAGAAGAUCCAUGAGAUCAUUGAAAGAAACAAGGAAAUUGAAGCUGCUGAGGAACGUAAGCUUCGGGCAAAGAUGCUGGAAAUGUCUCGAAAUGAAAACAAGGGAGCUCCUCGCAAUUUGACUUCCUUUGCACCAUCUUCGCUUUCUUCCGCUUUUGGCAGCAACAACGCCGCCAACAACACUUCUUUCAAAAACAAUUCAUACAGCAGCAAUGGCAACAACUCUGCCACUGAUCUUACUGUCGACGACAGCUUUUCUCAGCCCAAGCCCCGCGCUGCUCCUCCUCGGGGCAAAGGUCUGCAGCUGGGCAAGAAGAAGACUGAUGCUCUCCACGCGUUACGUGGUUCUAUAGCUGAUGAGUCUGCCAGCUUGAUUUCUAACGCUGAGGAAAUUAGCUCGAUACGACAACAAUCACAAAAGAAGCCAGCGGCGGCAAAGAGCUCAGAGCCUGCAAAUGAAGGUAUAUACGUUCUUAUUAAGGAAGAGCUGACUGCCCAGAUUUCCCGCAUGGGUGAUAUCCAAAGUGCCGAAAUUAAGGGCUCCUUGCAACUACAAAUUGGCAGUCCUUCUCUGACAUCUAUCCAGCUUCUUGUUGAAGCCGAUGGUCCUCCAGGACAAUACCGCACCCAUCCCAAUGUUGACAAGGCAGCCUUUUUGCAAAGCAAGACCAUCAAGGUUAAGGACCCCAAGAGACCAUUCCCUGGUAAUAAUCAGCAGCUCAGUGUGUUACGCUGGCAAUCAGUUCUCAAGUCCGAGGUUGAGCGGGCUUCAGCUAUUCCCAUUGAAUUCCACUGCUGGUUCACUCCCAACCAGGAUGGCAACAUUACUUGCAUUGUUGAGUAUGAGCUGAGCAGCACUACGGAGGAGUCGCUUAAGGAUAUCAAGAUUCAAAUUCCGUUAAUGUCUGGGAACGCGUCGGUUGCGAGCGAAGACCAGACAUGGAAUCAGUAUGAUGACGAGAUUGAGUGGAUAAUUCCUGAAAUGGUUCCUGGCGAGGACAAUGCUUCUGGAAGCUUGGAGUGGGUUGCUGAGGCCACUUCAGAGGACGAUUUCUUCCCCAUGAUUGUUAGCUUUUCUUAUAAGAAUCCUGUCACCACAUUUGGUAAAGUCAAUCUUGUGGACGUUGCUGAGCUCGAAGACGAAAAUGCUUCUGUUUUAUUCAAAAAGGACAUUGUUAUUGAGUCUUCUAAUGUCACAAUUGUUUAA